AUGGAUUCAGGAAGCAGUAGGGGUUUGGAGAAUACAGUUAAUAAGGUCUGUCCGGAUCAGCUUGUUCCAAAGAUAAACACAAGCAAGAAAAUGUCCACCUUAGCAAACCCACCCAGUAUCCUGGAAAUGUCACAAGAGAUUAAGAAAACCUGUGGGGAUAAACAGGUAGAAAUCACAGUUGAAAGAAUAAAAAUGGCAAAGAGCAUCAAAGAAAAACAAAGCAAUGAUUUAGAGAAAGUGGCCUUUAAAAGGAAGGCAGAAGGUGAAGAAAAGCCAGCUGGAAGGAAAGAGGCAAAGAUAAUGGAACUUGACAGCCCGUUGAUGACCAUGCCUCUGCCUCACAUCCCCUUAAAGAACAUCAUGGAUGUGGAGGGGAAGUUGGUCUAUGUCGAUGAAGAGGAUGUGAGCUAUGAAUUUGUAGAAACUUUCGUGUCCACUGGGAUUCAGCCAACGUGUCAAGCUGCUGAAAUAGUAGACCCCUUGCAUGUACCUCAUUUCAGCUUUCUGCCUCAGAUUGACAAAUGGCUUCAAGUAGCCUUAAAGGAUGCCAGCUCCUGCUACAGACAAAAGAAAUAUGCCGUGGCAGCAGGACAGUUCAGAACAGCAUUGGAGCUUUGCAGCAAAGGGGCAGCUCUUGGAAAACCAUUUGAAGCCUCUGCUGAAGAUAUAGCAAGUGUGGCAAGCUUCAUUGAGACAAAGCUUGUUACGUGCUACCUACGCAUGAGGAAACCCGACCUUGCCCUGAAUCACGCGCACAGGAGCAUUGUUUUAAACCCAGCCUAUUUCCGAAAUCAUCUUCGUCAGGCAACAGUGUUUAGAUGUCUGGAGAGAUAUUCAGAAGCUGCCCGGAGUGCCAUGAUUGCUGACUACAUGUUCUGGCUCUGUGGAAGAAGUGACCAGUGUGUAAGCAAGCUCAUCAAACUGUAUUGGCAGGCUAUGCUUGAAGAAGCCAUCACCAGAGCGGAAUCUUUCUCGGUUAUGUACACACCAUUUGCAACAAAAAUCAGAGCUGAUAAAAUAGAAAAAGUAAGAGAAGUUUUCACAAAAACUCAUCCUGCAUAUGUGGAAUAUAUCUAUACAGAUCUUCAAGGACUCCAUAUGUUGCCUCAGACAGUUGACUGGUCAUCUUUUCCUCCCCAACAAUAUCUCUUGACUCUUGGAUUCAAAAACAAAGAAGACGGGAAAUUUCUGGAAAAAAUAUCAAGUAGGAAGCUGCCAACAUUUACAGAACAUAAAACUCCCUUCGAUCUACUGACCAGAGAAGACACAGUGAGACACAUGGAGACAAUGGGGAAGCGAAUCUUGCCAAUACUGGAUUUUAUUAGAAGCACCCAACUGAACGGGAGUUUCUGCGCGUGCUCAGGUGUGGUGGAGCAGUUGCAGUACGCCAGCCUCCUCAGCCAGCUGCAGAGAGUAAAGGAGCAGUCCCAGGUGAUCAAUCAAGCCAUGGCGGAGCUAGCCACCAUACCCUACCUACAGGACAUCAGUCAGCAGGAGGCGGAAUUGCUGCAGUCACUAAUGGCAGAUGCUAUGGACACCCUUGAAGGAAGAAGAACCGAUAAAGAACGUGUGUGGAAUACAAUCCAAAAGGUUGGACAAAUUGAAGACUUUCUAUACCACUUAGAGGAUAGUUUCUUAAAAACUAAAAAGCUGAGAACAGCUCGAAGGCAAAAAACAAAAAGGAAGCGGCUUCAAACUGUGCAGCAAAGCUAG
Equus quagga is the source of this 1713-nucleotide messenger RNA. RefSeq names its product spermatogenesis associated 16 (gene SPATA16). The record is from RefSeq and is a predicted model, not a curated record. The transcript is spliced from 10 exons. The coding region runs from base 1 to 1713 and encodes 570 amino acids. Gene Ontology annotation, molecular function: protein binding. Lineage: Eukaryota; Metazoa; Chordata; Mammalia; Perissodactyla; Equidae. Gene Ontology annotation, cellular component: Golgi apparatus. Gene Ontology annotation, biological process: spermatogenesis.